Messenger RNA from Ceratosolen solmsi marchali, 1456 nucleotides. RefSeq names its product Flap structure-specific endonuclease 1 (gene Fen1). The transcript is spliced from 8 exons. The coding region runs from base 222 to 1367 and encodes 381 amino acids. Gene Ontology annotation, cellular component: nucleus. The record is from RefSeq and is a predicted model, not a curated record. Gene Ontology annotation, molecular function: DNA binding; manganese ion binding; magnesium ion binding. NCBI's taxonomy places the organism in Eukaryota, Metazoa, Arthropoda, Insecta, Hymenoptera, Agaonidae.
CUUUAACUUCGUAAUUGUCGAUUUUCGAUUAUAAGGGCACGGAAUCAGCAUGAUAUCGACGAUAUCUAAAUAAAUCGUUUGAUAGCCAAUUGCUUAUGGCGGGAAAGUGUUUGCAAACAUUUCAUUUGCGGUAAUUUGUGUACCAAGGAUCAAGUGUGCCCAUAAUUUUUGCAAUUAAGAAUUGAAUAUUUUUUGAAUCGGACUUGUUUGGAAUAUUUAAAAUGGGAAUUUUAGGUCUCUCAAAAUUGAUAGCAGACAUUGCUCCACAAUCUAUUAAAGAAUAUGAAUUGAAACAUCUUUUUGGUCGAAAGAUAGCUAUCGAUGCCUCCAUGUGUUUGUAUCAGUUUUUAAUAGCCGUACGAUCGGACGGAGCUCAACUUACAUCGGUAGAUGGUGAAACGACAAGUCAUCUAAUGGGUAUGUUUUAUCGUACGAUAAGACUUGUUGAAAAUGGAAUAAAGCCAGUGUAUGUUUUUGACGGUAAGCCACCUAAUUUAAAGGGUGGAGAAUUAGCCAAGAGAGCAGAGAGAAGAGAGGAAGCCCAAAAACAAUUACAAGCAGCCGAGGAGGCUGGAAAUAUUGAAGAGAUUGAUAAAUUUAAUAGAAGAUUGGUCAAAGUCACGCAGCAACAUGCAAUCGAAGUAAAAGAAUUACUUGAUUUAAUGGGCAUUCCUCACAUGGAUGCUCCUUGCGAAGCAGAAGCACAAUGCGCGGCUUUAGUGAAGUCGGGGAAAGUAUAUGCUACAGCUACGGAAGAUAUGGAUGCGCUUACUUUUGGAUGCAAUAUUUUACUGCGCCAUUUAACAUUUAGCGAAGCUCGAAAAAUGCCAAUUCAAGAAAUCCAAUAUGAAAAAGUAUUGAGUGGCCUAGAGUUAAAUAAAGAACAGUUUAUAGAUCUUUGUAUAAUGUUAGGCUGCGAUUAUACACAAAGUAUAAGGGGAGUGGGUCCAAAAAGAGCAAUAGACUUGAUAAAAAAUUACAAAUCUCUUGAAAAAAUUGUUGAUAAUAUUGAUUCCAAAAAAUUUUCAAUCCCUGAAAACUGGAAUUAUAAAGAAGCGAGAGAAUUAUUCAUCCAACCAGAAAUAAAAAAUCCAGAUGACGUGGACUUCAAAUGGAAUGAUCCAGACGAAGAAGGUUUGGUAAAAUAUUUAUGUGGAGAUAAACAAUUUAAUGAAGAAAGGGUAAGAAAUGGAGCUAAAAAAUUAAUGAAAGCUAAACACACUGGAACCCAAGGACGAAUAGAUUCAUUCUUUAAAAUAAUACCAAAUGUAAAUUCAACUCCGGUGAAGAGAAAGGGAGAUGAUAAAAAAACACCAGCUAAAAAGGGAAAAACAACUGGUGGUGGAAGAGGACGAAAGCCCAAGUAAUAUACAAAUUAUGAAUACUUAGGCUUUAUAAUACUGUAUCACAGGUUGUUCUUGUAGAUUAUUUGUAACAAUUAUAGAAUUUAUAUUAU